Molecule: messenger RNA, 2181 nt
Organism: Schistosoma guineensis
Lineage: Eukaryota; Metazoa; Platyhelminthes; Trematoda; Strigeidida; Schistosomatidae
Source: the annotation of a GenBank genome assembly
AUGUACGAAAUUCUUAAUUGUAUAUUUUAUUCCUUCCUGUUCAUAUCCGGUCUAUAUUUCGCCGGUGGAAAGUUUCCAAGAGACCAUCCGGAAACAAUCAAGAGAAGAGUUGUCUCCGUGUUCGUGACAGGAUCUAUUUCCAUGAUUCAUAUACUGACGUACAUACGUUCCUAUGAUCGACCUCCGUUUCAGUUAUCUUCAUAUGAAUUUGGGAAACUGUUUAUUAGGCUGGAUGGCUUAUUAGAAGCAGUUAUUAUAUCUGUCAUACUUACCUUGGUCAUGUACUUUGGCGUUGUAUUGGAUGAUAUAUGUAGUGGAGAUAUGUUAGUCAUAUUUGAUGUUCAAUACUGGAAAGAUCGUAUAUUUAACUGGAUAAGUUUAAGAAAUUUUGUAAUAGCUCCUUUGGCUGAAGAACUCAUCUUCCGUGCAUGUGUUACAUUUCAUCUACUUCCUUUGUUCUCAUCAUGUGUUGUGCUUUGUUUCGUUAGUUCAUUAUUUUUCUCUUUAGCCCAUUUUCAUCAUGUUUUCGAAUCAGUGAAAAGUGGUCAAGAUCUGCCAUCUGCAUUUAAAACUUCACUUUUCCAAGUGUUUUACACAACUCUAUUUGGAACGUAUUCUGGAUUUUUGAUGCUAAGAACUGGUAAUAUUGCUUCAAGUAUUGUUACACACUCCUUGUGCAACUUCUUCGGCUUACCAGAUUUAAUAGGUGCCAUCGAAAGAGCUAAGUAUCGUUGGGGUGUCUCUGGUCAAAUUUUCGCUAUUGGAUCUCAUCUUUUGGGGUUACUUUUAUGGGCAUAUUUGUUAUAUCAAAUAACUGAAACAAAAUGGUCCUCAUCAAACAACUGUCAUUGUGAUUGUUAUCAAUUACUCUUAUUACCAAGUGUCGUCGGUUCAAAGGAGGUAAUAUUGAACCCAUCUCGAGCACCUCGUGCUAUAGUCGCGGUAAUGGGGCUGUGCGAUGCGUUAAGAGGAAAUGUGAUUUACGAGACGAUAAGACCUUAUGUUAUGUUAUGCUUGCCAAAUGAUUCAUUGGCUUCAGAGUCGUAUUUUUCUGAAUUGAAGUGUGCAUCUGCCUACUUGGAUUGUACCUAUUUUAUUCUACGUGUGAUCAAUACUGAGUUGUUACAGAUAAAGCAAUCGGCUAAAAUGAAGUCCGACAAUUUUUAUAGAAAUGUAUUAUCUAUAUUUGAUUUACUGCUUAAACCUGAGAAAAAACCAUCAGAAUUUCUGGGCGAACCACCAAAACCAAAAAGUGAUUUAUUUCGGCAUUCAAAACAUUCCCAUCUACGUCAUUAUUUCACUCAAGUAUGGAUAUCGUUUCUAAACAACGAAUUAUCAGAUGACGUACGUCUAGAAUCUGUACGGUAUUUGGGUAAUGGGGGCAUGAAUCGCUUAGCCGAAAUUCGCUUAUUAGCUGAUCACAUUAUACCAAUUUUUGAUCCCGAUCCGGAGAAUAAAUUGUCUCAAACAGAAUUGACAAAAUUUCCAACUAGUUGGUCUCGUUCAGUUUGUCAUGCAGUACUCGGUUUAAUUCAAAAAGGUGAUUUCAAUUAUCCACGUUUGUACAUUCGACUGUAUCGUUUAUUGGAUGAAACUUUGUUUGAAUGUCCAGAUGUUGAACCUUUUCUGAUUGAUUUAGAUGUUUAUUUAAGCUCCAUACAUUUAGCUACCGCAGUUGUUGCAUCAUUCAUAAAACGACUUUCUCAAUUAUCUUUAUUUAGUCCAAUUUCAAUUACACCUGCAAUACUUUUAAUCAUCUUCAAUGGUUUACAAAAUCAUCCUCAUUGUCGUGUUUUAAUUAACUGUAAACAGAAAAAAUCACAAAAAUUAAAUAAUAUUCAAUCGGAUGAUAAUAGUUUACCAAAUGUAUUCAAUGCACAAUCAAUUGGUGAUCCUUAUAAUUGGGAAGCAGAUAAUUUUGAUUCAUCUAGGGCAUUAGAAAGUAGUCUAUGGGAAGUUUAUGCAUUAAUUGGUCAUUGUUCACCAGAUAUCUCAUCAUUAGCUUAUAAAAUUUGUAAUCCUGAUCCAACGGAUACUUUUAAUUCCUCUGUGGCUGACAUACUUGAUAAACAAAAAAAGAAUAUUAAAGAAGCAACUCGUUCUGUGAAGGAAGCAUUGUACCUGUUAUCUCAAACUAAUAUUACGAUGCCAGAGUUACCUCCGCUUGAUGGUUGGGCGUAA